AUGCAUCUCGCCCCGAAGGAGCUCGAUAAGCUCCUCGUCUCGCAGCUUGGCCAGCUCGCGCAACGUCGCCUCGCCAGGGGCGUAAAGCUUAACCACUCUGAAGCAACGGCUCUCAUUGCCAACAAUAUUCAGGAGCUCAUCCGCGAUGGGCACCAUACCGUCUCCGAUCUCAUGAGUCUCGGCUCAACGAUGCUGGGUCGUCGUCAUGUACUCCCUUCAGUGCCCAGCACUUGCCAUAAAAUUCAGGUCGAAGGAACGUUUCCCUCCGGAACCUACCUUGUGACGAUCGACAACCCAAUUAGGACGGACGAUGGUAACCUCGACCGCGCACUAUACGGAAGCUUCCUCCCCAUCCCGAGCGAUGAUCUUUUCCCGAUGCCAGAGGCGAGCGCUUACGCGGCUGAAAAUGCGCCUGGUGCGGUUGUCGCUGUAAAAGGAGUGAUUACAUUCUCCGAAGGUAGGAAGCGCCUCAGACUCAAGGUAACGAACCAAGGGGACAGGCCAAUCCAGGUAGGAUCUCACUAUCAUUUUAUCGAGACGAACCCUCACCUCGUCUUUGAUCGCGAGAAGGCCUACGGGUACCGUCUCGAUAUCGCUGCUGGCACGUCGGUGCGUUUUGAGCCCGGCGACACCAAGACGGUGACCCUUGUUGAGAUUGCUGGGAACAAAGUCAUCAGGGGCGGUAAUAACCUCGCCAGUGGAACCGUGGAGCACUGGAGGAUCGAAAAUAUUGUGCAGCAUUUGCAGUCAAGGGGUUUCGGGCACUUGCAUGAGCAUUUGACAGCCGACAUGAGUCUUAUCCAGCCGUCGACUAUGUCUAGAGACAUAUACGCUGCUACUUUUGGCCCGACGACGGGAGAUCGCGUGAGACUAGGUCUUACGGACCUGUGGGUCAAGGUUGAGAAGGAUCUUACGGUCUACGGAGAUGAGUGUAAGUUCGGCGGUGGAAAAACACUGCGAGAGGGCAUGGGCCAGGCUACGGGGAGGCGAGACUCCGUGUCGCUUGAUUUGGUGAUUAGCAAUGCUCUGAUUGUCGACUGGACCGGUAUAUACAAGGCCGACAUUGGCGUGAAGAACGGUAUGAUCGUUGGCAUUGGGAAGGCCGGCAAUCCGGAUGUCAUGGAGGGAGUAACCCCUGGUAUGGUCGUCGGCAGUUGCACGGAUGCGAUUGCUGGGGAGGGCAAGAUUAUUACGGCCGGUGCAAUCGAUACGCACAUUCAUUAUAUCUGUCCCCAACAGGUUUCGGAGGCUCUCGCUUCUGGUGUCACUACGAUGCUUGGCGGAGGAACGGGUCCAAGUGCUGGUUCUAAUGCGACCACUUGCACGCCUGGUAAGAACUACAUCAAACAAAUUCUCCAAGCCUGCGAUACCCUGCCUGUAAAUAUUGGCAUCACGGGUAAAGGUUGCGACAGCGGUCCCGCAGGUCUCCGAGAUCAGAUCAAUGCGGGCGCCUGCGGCUUGAAAAUCCAUGAAGACUGGGGCGCCACACCCGCCGCUAUUGACAACUGCCUCAGCGUUUCCGACGACCUAGACGUCCAAGUGCUCAUCCACACAGAUACCCUCAACGAGUCCGGCUUCGUCGAGUCCACGAUCGAAGCCAUCAACGGACGCACCAUCCACACUUACCACACAGAAGGCGCCGGCGGCGGUCACGCACCCGAUAUCAUCUCCGUGGUCGAGCAUCCCAAUGUUCUCCCCUCAUCGACCAAUCCCACGCGUCCAUUCACGAUCAACACGCUCGAUGAGCACCUUGACAUGUUGAUGGUGUGCCAUCACCUUUCCAAGGAUAUCCCCGAGGACGUUGCUUUCGCCGAGUCUCGUAUCAGAGGCGAGACGAUUGCGGCCGAGGAUGUUCUUCAUGACCUUGGUGCCAUUAGCAUGAUGUCCAGUGACUCGCAGGCUAUGGGUCGCUGCGGGGAGGUUAUUCUGCGAACGUGGACGACCGCGCACAAGAACAAGAUUCAGAGGGGUGUGCUUCCCGAGGACGAAGGAACCGAAGCAGAUAAUUUCAGGGUCAAGAGAUACAUAUCCAAGUACACCAUCAACCCAGCACUCGCGCAAGGUUUUAGUCACCUUAUUGGGAGUGUUGAGGUGGGCAAGUUGGCGGAUCUUGCCUUGUGGGACCCGGCUUGGUUUGGGACGAAGCCUGAAGUUGUGAUCAAGGGUGGCCUCAUUUCUUGGGGCCAGAUGGGCGACGCAAAUGCCUCGCUACCAACGGUGCAGCCGAUCAUCGGUCGCCCUAUGUUCGGAGCUCGAGUUCCCGAGUCAAGCGUGCUCUUCGUCAGUAACUCUUCCAUUGAAAACGGCUCCAUCGCGUCGUACGGCCUGAAGUCGCGCAUUUCGGCGGUGAGGAAUUGCCGGAAUGUAAGCAAGCGGGAUAUGAAGUAUAACGAUGUGAUGCCGAAGAUGAAGGUCGACCCGGAGAGUUAUACGGUGGAGGCGGAUGGGAAUAUCUGUUCCGCGGCUCCUUCUGAGACGCUGCCUUUGACUCAGGCAUAUUAUAUGUACUGA
Messenger RNA from Scedosporium apiospermum, 2511 nucleotides. RefSeq names its product Urease. The record is from RefSeq and is a predicted model, not a curated record. Gene Ontology annotation, molecular function: urease activity; nickel cation binding. The coding region runs from base 1 to 2511 and encodes 836 amino acids. Gene Ontology annotation, biological process: urea catabolic process. Lineage: Eukaryota; Fungi; Ascomycota; Sordariomycetes; Microascales; Microascaceae. The transcript is spliced from 5 exons. Gene Ontology annotation, cellular component: urease complex.